GACAACAAGGUUGUACUAUGUUCUAAAAAAAAAGAUGACGACCGACGACGCUGUUUCUUUCUUUCUUUAUUAAUUUCGACAUUUAUUUUUACUGGUAAUUUGUUUCUUUUUCUGGUAUCUUUUUUUCUCUUUCUUUGAGUUUGAGAUAAUAAUGAAGAAUUUGAGAGAGGGAAGGGAAGAGGAGGUGUCCCAAAUGACAAAUUAAUUUUCAAAUUCCAAUUCACCACAUAAAAGGAAAAGAAAAUUAUUGGGGGAAAGCACGAAACUGAAAACAGAUAAGAGAAGGGAAGGGAAUUAUGGAAGGCAGAGAAGAGAUUAAGGGAUCAAAACCCAGUUUUCCUUUAAGCUUUUGGGAGGUGACGAUGGCUUUUACGGUGGUGAUGGGUUUUGUUUUGGGGCUUGGGGGAGUUUAUUUAACCAUGCCCGCUUCUGAUUAUAGCUUCCUUAAAUUACCCAGAAGCCUUGAAGAUCUUCAUAUCCUCAGAGAUCACCUUGAAAUCUACACAAGUGACUACACCCUACAAGUCUUGGUGGGGUAUUGUGCAGUCUACAUUUUCAUGCAAACUUUCAUGAUUCCGGGAACUGUUUUCAUGUCAUUGCUCGCCGGAGCAUUGUUUGGAGUCUUGAAAGGUGUAGCUCUCGUUGUGAUCACUGCCACUGCUGGAGCUUCUUCAUGCUAUUUCCUGUCGAAAUUAGUUGGACGCCCCCUUGUCAUUUCCCUUUGGCCUGACAAGCUGAGCUUCUUCCAAGCUCAGGUGGCUCAAAGAAGAGAAAGCCUGUUGAACUAUAUGCUUUUCUUGAGGCUUACUCCAACUUUGCCGAACACAUUCAUUAAUGUUGCUUCGCCUAUUGUUGAUGUGCCUUACCAUAUUUUCUUCAUGGCAACUUUCAUUGGACUUAUUCCUGCUGCUUUCUUAACUGUCAGGGCAGGAAUAGCUCUCGGAGAAUUGCAAUCGGUAGGGGAUCUUUACGACUUCAACUCAAUUGCCACUCUUUUCCUUAUAGGGGUUGUCUCUGUCACGCCUACGCUAAUGAGCAAGCCCAAAUUAUAGCAUCCUAGCACCUGAGCUUUUGUAUAGGCUAGCAUCAAAUAAAUGCAAUGUGCUGCUGCUGCUUCUUGGGUUAACGGAAUCCGCAUCCAAUACCAAACAUGGUGAUUGGAUAAGGUUUUACUGUGUCAAUCAUCAAAUUCUUUGCCAUGCAUUGUAUUAUUUGCUUUAACCAUUCCCAGGUUAAGUCUGUAUAGGAAGAUGGAUAUAAGAAAAGUUGGGGGGAAGUUAUCUGUUUCAAUUUCUAAAAUUCAUUGUCAGUAAUAAUACUACUCUUCAGUGUCUGUACAGAUUGUAUAUCCAUUUUUAGAAGCUUAUCAUUAUCAGUGGACAUCUUGUCAAA
Molecule: messenger RNA, 1392 nt
Organism: Gossypium raimondii (Peruvian cotton)
Lineage: Eukaryota; Viridiplantae; Streptophyta; Magnoliopsida; Malvales; Malvaceae
Exons: 4
Coding region: 297-1052 (251 amino acids)
Source: RefSeq, a predicted model, not a curated record